Messenger RNA from Bufo bufo (common toad), 1516 nucleotides. RefSeq names its product homeobox protein Nkx-2.5-like. The record is from RefSeq and is a predicted model, not a curated record. Gene Ontology annotation, cellular component: nucleus. Gene Ontology annotation, biological process: cell differentiation; regulation of transcription by RNA polymerase II. Gene Ontology annotation, molecular function: DNA-binding transcription factor activity, RNA polymerase II-specific; RNA polymerase II cis-regulatory region sequence-specific DNA binding. NCBI's taxonomy places the organism in Eukaryota, Metazoa, Chordata, Amphibia, Anura, Bufonidae.
UUCUGCUUGGAAUGAGUUGCUUCUAGGAUAAUAGGAUCCAGUUUCGCCCCUCUCUCGUUCUCAGGUCUGGGGAGGGUACAUGAGUCUGUAUUUGGUGUUGGUGUUGGUGCCAUGAUGUUUGCCAGCCCUAUGACUUCCACUCCAUUUUCUGUCAAAGACAUUCUGAACUUAGAGCAACAUCAGAGUGGCCUCUCUACCAUGGACAUCUCCCCCAGACUGGACACCUCUUCAUGUAUGCUCUCCAGCUUCAAACAAGAGUCUUAUCCGGGGACCCCCUGCCUUUCUGAGCUCACAGAGGAUAUGUCUCAGAGGGACAACAACAAGGGGUCUUCUCCAUUCCCUGGAUCCUUCUUUGUCAAAAACUACAUGGAAAUGGACUCCUCUAAAGAGCACAAAGAAGACAAGAAAGAUCUCUGCUCUUUGCAGAAAAAUUUGGAAACUGAUAAGCGAGACUUGGAAGACCCAGACAGGCCAAGGCAACGAAAAAGAAGAAAGCCCAGGGUGCUGUUCUCCCAAGCCCAGGUCUAUGAACUGGAAAGGAGAUUCAAACAGCAGAAAUAUCUGUGCCCAGAGAGAGACCAUUUAGCCAAUGUUUUGAAGCUCACCUCCACACAGGUGAAGAUCUGGUUCCAGAAUAGAAGGUACAAAUGCAAAAGACAAAGACAAGAUCAGACUUUGGAAAUGGUGGGCCUUCCACCCCCAAGGAGGAUAGCAGUACCUGUUCUGGUGAGAGAUGGCAAACCUUGUUUGGGAGAGUCCUCUCCAUACAAUUCCCCAUAUAAUGUCAGCAUUAACCCUUACAGCUACAACACUUAUCCUCCCUACUCCAACUACAGUAAUCCAGCCUGCAGUGGCAGUUACAACUGCAGUUACUCAUCCAUGCCAAGCAUGCAACCCACCUCAGCUAGUAAUAAUUUCAUGAAUUUUAGUGUGGGGGACUUAAACACAGUGCAGACACCCAUUCAGCAAGCAAGCAGUGUAUCUGCACUCCAUGGCAUCCGAGCAUGGUAGAACUUGGCUAGGGGCCAUUCAGAAAGCACUAAAAAUGUGGUGGUAUGGAUUAUAUAGACUGGAAAGAUCAUUCAAACAAAUCUGUCCUGCACCUUCCAAAGAAUAGAUGUGACUUUAACCCCUUUGUGUGAGAAUGCAAACUGAGAGUUAACAAAGGACAAUUUGGCAUGCUGGACAGACCAGCAAACAGAAGAUCCACAUCUUUUAUGUUGUGUAGUGUUCAGUUGUUAGCAUCACCAGUAUAUUUUCAGAUUAUCCAAGUGUGUCAUUUGGUUUAUUUAAUCCCAGGAGGCUUUAGCAAUAAAUACAUUCACCCAAAGAGUCACGCUGACCAUAACUACUGGGAAAAUGUUUAAAGUCUGAAAAAUAAAGAAAAUGAAUUCCUGGCAGUUUUGUCUCGCUGUAUAUGAAAUUUUAUGUCAUAGAAUGGUUCUCACUGAGCCUCUGAAAUCCAAACAGGUUCCGUUUGUAAAACAAUAAGCUAUAGAACAAAAGAGAAGUAAGA